CCGUCAACAUGAAUGAGUUCAGCCCACUUCGGGGGAAAACCUGAAAAGUAAGUGCAGUUAGGUCUGGAAUUUGACGGUCACCCCUGCCUGUCAGGUCUGGAAUUUGACUUCCACCCCUGUUGUUAUAUGAUUUUUUUAUGACGGUUAAAAGUGCAAAAACGGUCAUAUAACCUGUCAAAUUCCAGGCCUGGGUGCAAUUAAUUGGCUUGGACUAUUUAACGAGAUCCAUGUAAUGGUCAAAGCCCUUGUCUUCGGCAAAUGUCUCCACUUGAUGCCGUUAAAUCGGCUUUUACUAGUUCAAAAGGUCAAAUAAUCUGUUAUUUUAUACAACCCUUUUAAGGCCCCGUUCUAUCUGUAGAAUUGAAAUCAAAUUUUGGGCCUUGAGAACAACUGAUGGUGUAUUGGAUCUGAAUUAGUUGGCAAAAAUGUCACUACGUUAUGAACAAGAUGUCAUUGCUGAGCACAGAGGGCCAAUAUACAGAGCCCGUAAAAGGCUGGCGCGGAAAAUGAAGGAUAUCUAUAGAAAAGAUGGCCAGGAAAUUUGGAAUCGAAUUAUGGCGGACAAGCCGAUGUGGCCUUUUCUUAUUCCUGUGCUUCUUUUUGCUUGGAUUUUGGAGAGGUGGCUUGUUCCCUUCUCCAAUUGGGUACCUCUCUUUGUUACCGUCUGGGCAACAAUUCAGUAUGGAAGGUACCAGCGUCAAAUACUUGUAGAACAGUUGAAUAACAAGUGGAAGCGUCAUAUACUCAAUACUUUGCCAACUACUCCUUUAGAGCCAUGUGAGUGGUUUAACAAGCUUUUAAUGGCUGUUUGGCCCAACUUUAUCGAGCCUAAGCUUUCAGACAGAUUUGUGAAAAUUAUGCUGAAAAGGCUAAGAGAACGGAAGCCAAGGCCUAUUCAAAGUAUUGAACUACAGGAGUUCUCAUUAGGAUUAGCCCCUCCAAUUCUAGGUCUUCAACGAACAUACUGGUCAAUUACAGGAAAUCAGCCAAUCAUGCACAUGGGAUUUGAAUGGGACACAAAUGAAAUGAGUGUUCUUUUGGCAGCGAAGUUAGCAAAACCAUUACGUGGGAUGGCUCGCAUUGUGAUAAAUAGCAUUCAUUUGAAGGGUGAUCUUCGAUUUAUGCCAAUCCUGGAUGGACAAGCCCUUCUUUAUUCAUUUGAAUCAAUUCCAGAAGUUAGAAUUGGUGUUGCCUUUGGAAGUGGAAGUCAGACAAUCCCUGCAACAGAGCUACCUGGUGUUUCACCCUGGCUGGAAAAAGUUUUCAUUGAGACCUUGACGAGGACAAUGGUUGAACCACGACGCAAAUGCCUUUCUUUACCAGCUGUAAACUUGAAGAAAAGAGCUGUCGGUGGGAUUCUUUCAGUGACUGUGGUUUCAGCAAGCAAUAUUUUCAAGCUAAAUACAAAAGGAGCUAUUCCAGACAGACGGGUGAAUUCCCAUGGAAGCAGUUAUUCAAAUGGAAGUGUUAGCAGCAGUGGCAGCAGCAGUGGUAGAAACAUGAACACAUUUGUUGAAGUAGAGCUUGGACAUCUAACAAGAAGAACUGCAUCAUGCUCAGGUUCAACUCCAAGAUGGGAUGAAACAUUCAACGUGGUUUUGCAUGAAAACAUGGGCACACUGAAAAUGAAUCUUUAUGAACAAUGUUCAGGCCAUGUGAAAUAUGACUUUUUGGCUGGCUGUGAAAUCAAGGUGAAAUAUGUUGAUGACGACUCCACUACAUUCUGGGCAAUAGGACGGGACUCAAGUGUGUGUGCUGCACGUGCUGAACAUUGUGGAAAGGAAGUGACAAUGGUUGUGCCCUUUGAAGGGGUAGAUUCAUCAGAGAUUACUGUAAAACUUGUGCUUAGAGAAUGGCAAUAUGCUGAUGAUUUAAGGAACCUUCACAGUCGCAGUCAAGUGAAUUCUCAACAGCCUACACUGGGAAGCUGGUCAACUCAUCAACCACCAACUGGCAGAAAUCUUAAGGUAACAGUAGUAGAAGGAAGAAACCUUACAGGAAAGGACAGAUCUGGGAAGAGUGACCCUUACAUCAAGCUGCAGUAUGGAAAGAUCAUUCAAAAAACCAAGUCAAUUUCUCGAGAGCUCAACCCUGUGUGGAACCAGGAAUUUGAGUUUAAUGAGAUUGGAGAUGGUGAGUAUUUGAAGGUAAAAUGCUAUAAUGAAGAAUUCCUUGGGGAUGAAAGCAUGGGAAGUGCUCGUGUGAAUUUGGAAGGACUGGAAGAAGGAGCGAGGAAAGAUGUCUGGGUCCCUCUAGAAAAAGUUCCUACAGGUGAAGUAAGGCUCAAAAUUGAGGUGCAAAAAACAGACCAAGACACUGAUGGGUAUCAGACUUCAUCUACAGAUACUGGGAAUGGCUGGAUUGAGCUUGUGCUCAUAGAAGCAAAGGAUCUGGUUGCGGCAGAUUGGAGGGGGAGUAGUGAUCCAUAUGUCAGAGUACAGUAUGGUAGUAUGAAAAAGAGAACAAAGGUUAUGUAUAAGACACUCAAUCCUCAGUGGAAUCAAACCUUGGAGUUCCCUGACACAGGCAGUCCAUUAGUGCUGCAUGUGAGGGAUCAUAAUGCUGUAUUGCCAACAUCAAACAUAGGGGACUGUAAGGUUGAGUAUGAAAGGCUCCCGCCAAACCAGACGGUAGACAAAUGGAUUCCUUUACAAGGAGUUAAGAAGGGAGAAAUACGUGUGCAAGUGACAAGAAGAAUGCCAGAAAAAUUGAAGAAAACAGGAUCAUCACCCAGUAGUUCUGGCAUAACGCCAGUGCAUAAAUUAUCUGGAAAGGUCCGUGCAAUCAUUAAGAAAGUUAAAUCAUUGGCAGAAGAUGGGGACCCUGAAAAGAUAUGUUUAACUUUGGAUGAACUAGAGAGUGUUGAAGAAGAGCAGGAAGCAUAUAUGUUGCAAUUGCAACGGGAGAAAAAAUUGUUGCUCUCAAAAAUUGAUGAACUUGACCAAGUGAUGAAUGGCUUUAAAUAGCAGUUAUCACUAAAUAGUAAAUAUUUAUUGCCUCACAAUGGCUUCUUGAAUUCAUGUGAUGUGCAUUCAUCCUCUGUAUUUAUAACAUGGCUUUGAAAUGAUGCCUGGCCAAAGUUGAAUCUAUUAGUGCCACAAUGAGUUUUCAUUGUUUCAUGGUGUCUCUCCUAAUGCUUCACAGUUCCAGUAAAGUUAACAGCAGAUCAUAUCAAUUUGUAAGAAUAAUUAUAUAAUCUCUUGCCAAUUUUUUGUAUUAUAAAAUUUCAAUUGAGGAUAACAAGUAAUCUGAAUUCAAGAAGAUCAUUUAUUGUUAA
This is a messenger RNA of Cryptomeria japonica (Japanese cedar), 3277 nucleotides long. RefSeq lists its product as uncharacterized. Bases 426 to 2966 code for a protein of 846 amino acids. The transcript is spliced from 14 exons. The record is from RefSeq and is a predicted model, not a curated record. Gene Ontology annotation, molecular function: lipid binding. NCBI's taxonomy places the organism in Eukaryota, Viridiplantae, Streptophyta, Pinopsida, Cupressales, Cupressaceae.